Messenger RNA from Camellia sinensis, 561 nucleotides. NCBI's taxonomy places the organism in Eukaryota, Viridiplantae, Streptophyta, Magnoliopsida, Ericales, Theaceae. The record is from RefSeq and is a predicted model, not a curated record.
AUGGUGUUGACAACUCAUACUGACCCUAAAAUAUGGGGAUCGGACUCGUACGAGUUCAACCCAGACAGGUUUGCAAAUGGGAUCACAAGUGCUUGCAAGCUUCCACACAUGUACAUGCCAUUUGGGGUUGGACCUCGGGUGUGCUUGGGACAGAAGUUGGCCAUGGUUGAACUCAAAAUACUACUUGCUUUUAUGGUCUCCAACUUCUCUAUUACUCUUUCUCCCAAGUAUAUCCAUUCACCAGCUAUGAGGCUGGUUAUAGAGCCUAAACAUGGAGUCAAUCGCUUGGUGAAGAAGUUCUCAUCAAAAUCUAAGCCAAUCUGGCAGAGUUUCAACUUGCAGGAAUCACAGAUCAAGAAAACCAUUACCUUGUAUGCAAUUAAUGUUCAAGUUGAUACACAUAUCACCGAUACUGGUGUAACAAUUCCAGCAGAUGAAAUUGUUGAGAUUCAUGUAUUUUUCACAUCACUAAUUCAAAACAAAUUGUUAUCCACUCUCUUCAUAUCUCACAUUUUCAUGCUUUCAAAGUUCUUCAUUGUUGCACUAUCUUUGGCUAAGUGA